CUAUAGGGCGUUAUGGAACGAGAGAUAGGCCUACCUUUCAUAGCCGACUGAUGAUUUGAUUGGAUAAAUGACGAGACUGGUGAUCAGAAUGAAGUUCAUGUAUUUUUAUGAAUAAGAGAAGGAGCGAGAAGUAAAGGACGCGAGGAUUGGACAUCUGGGAAUAUUGCUGGUCCAUCUAGCAGAAAUCUCCCAGUUGUUGCCUCCAGGACAAGACUCAUCCCAAUAAACAUCAACCUGCAGAAGAAUCACACCAUUUCAUCACGUAGUGUGUUUCAGUUGGACAGACUGGACAGAGGGCAGCCGACACAGCGACGGUGUGAGUGGAGCAGAGAGAACUGAGGAUGGGGGGCGGAGGUCAGCAGACUGAGUCAAGCGAGCCGGCCAAGGGUGACAGGGUUGGGCCCGGUGGAGGGGGAGGAGGGCGAGGUGGCAGUGCAGUCUACACCUGGGAAGAGGUCCAGAGGCACUGCCACAGAGGUGACCAGUGGUUGGUCAUCGACAGGAAGGUCUAUAAUAUUACCCAGUGGGUGAAGAGACACCCGGGGGGCAUCCGGGUCAUCAGUCACUUUGCCGGAGAAGAUGCCACGGACGCAUUUGUCGCAUUCCAUCCCAAUCCUAAUUUUGUCAGGAAGUUUCUGAAGCCGUUGCUGAUUGGAGAGCUGGCAACGACAGAGCCCAGCCAGGACCAUGGGAAAAAUGCAGUACUGGUGCAGGACUUCCAGGCCUUGCGUGACCGUGUGGAGAGGGAGGGUUUGCUCAUUGCCCGCCCCCUGUUCUUCAGCCUCUACCUGGGCCACAUCCUGCUACUAGAGGCCCUGGCUUUGGGCCUGCUCUGGGUCUGGGGGACCAGCUGGAGCGUCACACUGCUCUGUUCCCUCAUGCUGGCCACGUCUCAGUCCCAGGCUGGCUGGCUGCAGCAUGACUUCGGCCACCUGUCAGUCUGCAAGAAAUCCAGUUGGAAUCACGUACUGCACAAGUUUGUCAUUGGACACCUAAAGGGUGCCUCUGCUAACUGGUGGAACCAUCGUCACUUCCAGCACCACGCUAAACCCAACGUGUUGAGUAAAGAUCCUGAUGUUAAUAUGCUGCAUGUCUUCGUCCUGGGAGACAAACAGCCUGUAGAGUAUGGUGUAAAGAAGUUGAAGUACAUGCCCUACCAUUACCAACACCAGUACUUCUUCCUCAUUGGACCUCCACUACUCAUUCCAGUGUUUUUCACCAUCCAGAUAUUCCAGACCAUGUUUUCACAACGGAACUGGGUGGAUCUGGCGUGGUCGAUGACUUUCUACCUUCGCUUCUUCUGCUGUUACUAUCCCUUCUUUGGUUUCUUUGGCUCAGUAGCAUUGAUCAGCUUCGUCAGGUUUUUGGAAAGCCACUGGUUUGUGUGGGUGACCCAGAUGAAUCAUCUUCCUAUGGAGAUAGAUCACGAGAGACACCAGGACUGGCUCACCAUGCAGUUGAGUGGUACUUGCAAUAUUGAACAGUCACCCUUCAACGACUGGUUCAGUGGACACCUCAACUUUCAGAUUGAACACCAUCUGUUUCCCACCAUGCCCCGUCAUAACUACCACCUUGUGGCUCCUCUGGUUCGUACUCUGUGUGAGAAACAUGGAAUUCCCUACCAGGUCAAGACUUUGCAGAAAGCCAUCAUUGAUGUUGUCAGGUCACUGAAGAAGUCAGGGGAUCUGUGGCUGGAUGCAUAUCUUCAUAAAUAAAACCCUUCCUGACUCUGGACAGGAUUUAAAUCCAUCGCAGAUUAACUACAUGUGAACAGAGAUAGUUUCCCCAGACGUUUGUGUCGGAUGCUGUAUUUUGUUGUGACGUAAUUGUUUUAAUCAUUUUUUGGACCCCAGGAAGAGUAGCUGCUGCCUUGGCAGGAACUAAUGAGGAACCAUAAACCCAGGAAGAGUAGCUGCUGCCUUGGCAGGAACUAAUGGGGGAUCCAAAAGAAACAAUCCAGGGUUUAUAUUAGGGCUGUCAGAGUUAAUCAGUUAAAACUGAAGUUAACAUUUUUUAAAUUUUAGUGCAUACAUUUUUUUGUUGCAUUGUCUGAAAGCGUUGAAUACACUGAAAACAUCCAAAAGACAUCAUGUAUACAACUAAAAUCUAUAAUGCCAUGUAAAAAAUAAGUUGAGGUUAAAUAAAGUUUGCUUUCUCAGUUUACCUAAUUUUGCUAACUUUUACUUUAGAAAAAAGUUUUUGGUAUGAAAAAUCUUAAAUUACAGCUCACUUUGAGCAAAUUAAGAAUUUGCAAUUAAUCGCAAAUCCUGCUAGUUAACUCGAUUGAAAACAUUUAAUUGUUUGACAGCCUUAGUUUAUGUACAUCAUUGGUAGGGCGUCUUUUUUUGUGGGGAUUUUCUUUUAUGGCAUUUCAAGCAUUAUCCACUGGGCUUGCUGCAGGCAGAAAAUCCUAGGAAAUGCUCUUUAAUUGACACAAGCUGUCUCCAAUCAAUCAUUCAAUGUCUGGUUGUGUGUGAAUGUUUUGAUGGGGGGGGGAGAUCUCUUAAACCAGGGGAGGCACAGCAUAGGAAACGUAAUCGCACUAAACCUAUUAUUUGGCAGGGAAUACUAUUUGUAGAUCAGUGAUUCUACGCCUCACUUUGCUUAAACUGAUCCCCUCUAAUAGACUCUAUACCUGAUCAUCGGAGGUUUAUAAAACAUUUGGUAAUUAGAACAGUUUUAAAGGGGAGACUAUGAAUCCAACAAGAAAAAAGAAAAAAAUAUACCGGUGGGACGCUUUUGGAGAUCACAGCAAUAUAUUCUGCAAAAUCUGCAAUUUAGCAUUUAGAUUAUAAACGGUAAGUCAAGAUACACAGCCUUCUGAAAGAAAGUAAAUACCUUACGCUUUGUCAGAAGAAUGUUUCUAUGCAAGACAGUUUAGCUCGGCAGCAGGUGGUGAAGGAUAUAGUGAAACAGUCUCAACCUUACCUCAACAUUUCACAACGUAUUCGUUGUCUGUUCUUAACAUAUGGGUAUGAUAGUCUACAUUUUCUGAUAUUAAAAAUGCCUAUUUUCAUUUGCUACAAAUAACACAACUUCGCUAACUCUUAAUGGCCUCAGUAUUUGAAGGGAAAUGCUUCUCACAGCUUAAUUAAUGUAAGCGCUCAUAAAAGCGCAGGUAGGGUACUAGGGGGUAACUAAAACAAUGUCUAAUUGCUGACACGCAAAAUGCAUUUUGGAAAACAAAUUGGUACGUGGAUGAAGGUCAUGCUUAGGUGAAUAAACUAUAAAGGGAAAUAAAUGGCUACAGUUGA
Salvelinus fontinalis (brook trout) is the source of this 3254-nucleotide messenger RNA. Its product is annotated as acyl-CoA Delta-6 desaturase-like. Lineage: Eukaryota; Metazoa; Chordata; Actinopteri; Salmoniformes; Salmonidae. The transcript is spliced from 14 exons. Gene Ontology annotation, cellular component: membrane. Gene Ontology annotation, molecular function: oxidoreductase activity, acting on paired donors, with oxidation of a pair of donors resulting in the reduction of molecular oxygen to two molecules of water. The record is from RefSeq and is a predicted model, not a curated record. Gene Ontology annotation, biological process: lipid metabolic process. Bases 342 to 1715 code for a protein of 457 amino acids.